GUUUACCAUGAUUUACUCUUGUGGUUUUAUGGAUAUGAUUAUCAUGUAUCACAGUCAUCUACAAAACAGACAACGGCAUUGUUAAUUCUUCCAACCCUCGCACAGCAAUCGUUUGAGUAAUUAACCUGUGACCUGGUCACCUGGCACAUUCUCUUCAUGGCAUCAUGUCCUUGUCUGAGCUACCCCAUGAACUGCUUGUCUUGAUCUUUCAGACUCUCGAUUCAUCCUCUCUCAGGCAUGUGCGGUUGCUGAACAAAGCGUGCGCCUCGGCUGCUGCUAUUCCUCUCUUCCACACAAUCCACCUUCGCCCGCUCCACCGAAGUUGGCGUCGAAUCGACUGCGUGAGCACUGCCUCACAUCUUCAAAAACAUGUCAGGUCUGUUCAUCUCAACACUGAUGUCCUCAACCCCAAUCACGGUCAGCAACUGCGAAGUCAUGGCUUCCGUACCCUAAUCCUACAGAAGAGUUACACCUCCAUCAGUGGCCUCGCCGUCCGGACCAUCUCUGAGGAACAGAUCGAUGCUCUCUACUUGGCCUACAUGGAUAUUCUCCGAGAGCAAGUCGCCUUUGAGUCGAUUCGCCCAACUGAUAUCCGAAGUGUCUUGACCAGCUUCCCCCAUCUUCAAGAGAUCUGCUGCCAGAGAAAUGGCUGUGAUUACGAGCCUCUCUUGUCCUCCUUCAUCUUGUCUCCCGCGUGGCCCGUUGCUCGAUCUCCCUUCCGCCACUUCUACCGCGUCUGCAUGUCCCUGCAGCUGGAAUCGCUAACCCUAGAUCCCUUGUCUUGGGGCGACAUCCUUUAUCCCUUCACUCAGACCGAGCAAGAACUGCGCAUGACCAGGACACAGAAAUUGAAGCUGGGCCUCAAUAACGAAUCCUUCGACCGCGACCAACUUAUGCAACCCCAACACCUGAAACGAUUGGUAACUUACCUGUCGCUCUUCUCCAAGUUGCAGCAUCUUUCAAUCCACCUCGGGACCUUAACACGACAACCACGAUCUCCACGAUCUCCUCCACAGAAUAAAAUCUCAAACGCCGUAACAGGCAUGAUAUUCCCGACGUUGAAACACGUGUCCUUUUGCUCCUUCAACACCGAAAUCUCGCCUCUGCUGGCCUUCCUCCGAAACCACUCUGCCACCCUCCAUCAUCUCCAUCUUGAAGAUGUCACCAUCUUACCAAACAUCCUAUCCGCCAGUGGAGAAGAUUCUGUGAUGGAGCUGUUUGGAGAAAUCCGGGAUGCAUGCAACUUACAAACCGUCACACUGUCCGGCACAUUCACCAACCUGCGAGACGAAGCUUGGGAAGUCAGAGACGACAAGAAAUCACCGGAGUGCUUGUGUGUGAAGCUGGAGAUGUACAUGGCCCGCAAAGGGAAGUGGCCAAUUGGCGAUUCUCCUGCACACUACCAGAGACAAAGAUUGGACCGGGCCGAGUGGCUAGAAGAAAUCGAAUACACAAUGCAGAGCUCCGAGUCUCACACGGAAUAUUUGACCUUUGAGGUGGACGAUUCGUGGCAGGAUUUGAGUUGGCAAUGGGCCACGCAUUUAUUGCUCUAGUAGCGCCAGUGGUCGCUGGUAUGAACCAGGGGACAAAAAUCAUGUUUCAAUUCUCAGAGCUUGCAUCGCCUAACGAUGCCACAGACGCUUGUGUCCAGACGAGUUGU
Molecule: messenger RNA, 1660 nt
Organism: Exophiala mesophila
Lineage: Eukaryota; Fungi; Ascomycota; Eurotiomycetes; Chaetothyriales; Herpotrichiellaceae
Exons: 2
Coding region: 165-1553 (462 amino acids)
Molecular function (GO): protein binding
Source: RefSeq, a predicted model, not a curated record